Molecule: messenger RNA, 3258 nt
Organism: Penicillium cataractarum
Lineage: Eukaryota; Fungi; Ascomycota; Eurotiomycetes; Eurotiales; Aspergillaceae
Product: cation-translocating P-type ATPase
Exons: 4
Coding region: 1-3258 (1085 amino acids)
Biological process (GO): intracellular calcium ion homeostasis; calcium ion transmembrane transport
Cellular component (GO): plasma membrane
Molecular function (GO): ATP binding; ATP hydrolysis activity; P-type calcium transporter activity
Source: RefSeq, a predicted model, not a curated record
AUGUCUCGGGAGAGAGCCCAGACUAAGGGCUCCCAGUCUUCCAAUGAUGCUACUUCACAGUCUUAUCUGUCCCAGCCGGCUCAUAGCCUCUCCUUUGAUGCUGUUAUCCGUGAGCUAGGUACAAACUCAGACGAUGGCCUGCCCUCUGCAGAGGUCCAGCAGCGCCUUGAAAAAUAUGGACAAAACAUCCUGGAAGGAGACGAAGGCGUCUCAAUUGCCAAGAUUUUCAUUCGCCAAGUUGCGAAUGCAAUGAUGCUUGUGCUUAUUAUUGCCAUGGCAGUUAGCUUCGGCAUUCGCUCAUGGAUCGAGGGCGGCUUUAUUACAGCCGUCAUUUUGCUCAACAUAGUCGUGGGUGUCUACCAGGACUUUGCCGCCGAAAAGACCAUGGACUCUCUGCGAAACCUGAGCUCCCCCACUGGAGUUGUGACUCGCGACGGCAAAACCGCUACUAUCCCUGCCAACGAAAUUAUUCCCGGUGAUAUGGUCGAAUUGAAAGUUGGAGAUACUGUGCCCGCAGAUUUGAGAUUGACCGAGGCAUUCAACUUUGAAACCGACGAGGCUCUUUUGACCGGCGAAUCUCUCCCUGUUCAGAAAGAAGCAGACGCAGUCUUUGAAACGGAUACGGGUCCUGGAGACCGACUGAACAUCGCCUACAGCUCAUCUACCGUUACUCGCGGACGCGCUCGAGGUGUUGUGGUAGGAACCGGGAUGCGAACUGAGAUUGGAGCCAUCGCUGCUGCUCUCCGAGGAGGCGAUUCGAAGCGUCGCCCGGUCAAGCGUGGACCAGAGGGUGAAACCAAGAAGCGUUGGUACAUCCAGGCCUGGACUUUGACUACCACCGAUGCCAUUGGGAGAUUCUUGGGAAUCAACGUCGGGACUCCCCUGCAGCGCAAGUUGUCCAAGCUCGCACUGCUCCUGUUCGGCAUUGCCGUCAUCUUCGCAAUUGUCGUAGCAGGCUCCAAUAACUGGCGUGGAGAUAACGAGGUCAUAAUUUACGCCGUGGCCACGGGCCUUGCUAUGAUUCCAGCUUGUCUGGUCGUCGUUCUCACAAUCACGAUGGCUGUUGGUACAAAGCAAAUGGUGAAGAGGCACGUCAUUGUCCGCAAAUUGGACUCCCUGGAGGCCCUGGGCGCUGUGACCAAUAUCUGUUCGGACAAGACCGGCACUUUGACUCAGGGUCGAAUGGUUGCCAAGAGAGCUUGGAUUCCAUCUAUGGGAACCUACUCAGUUGGAUCAUCAAAUGAUCCUUUGAACCCACAUGAGGGUGAUUUGAGCCUUGUCCAAGAACCUCCACUCAAGCUGAACUCUGAGUCGGCCGGUGAAGCAACCGCACCUGAAGAGCUGUUGAAGGAUAACGAGCUUCUGGAAUCCUUCCUCAAUGUUGCUGCUAUGGCGAACCUAGCCCGUCUACACAAGGACACGAACAAUGAGUGGCAGGCUCGCGGUGAGCCUACCGAUAUCGCCAUCCAAGUCUUUGCUUCACGUUUCAACUGGGGUGCCGAUCGUUGGACUAAAGGUGAGAAGCCUAUAUGGAUCCAGAAGGCUGAGUAUCCUUUCGACUCGAGCGUGAAGAAGAUGUCUGUCGUCUUUGCGAAACGCAAUGAAGGCUCGGAAAAGCUCCCCCAAAUGGUCUUCACCAAGGGUGCUGUUGAGCGAGUCAUCGAUUCCUGCACGUCUAUCACCUGGAAAGAUGGUGCUUCAGUGCCUCUGGAUGAGGAUAUUCGCGACGAGAUUUUGCAGAACAUGGAGGCUCUCGCAAAGGAGGGCCUGCGAGUUCUUUGUCUGGCUGGAAGAGAACAUAUCCCUGGCAACGCUGGCAAUGAUGAGCCUCUUCCUCGUGAGGAAAUUGAGAAAGACCUGGUCUUUUACGGAUUGAUCGGUCUCUAUGAUCCUCCUCGACCCGAGACUGCUGGUGCAAUCAGCCAAUGUUACAAGGCCGGUAUCUCCGUUCACAUGGUUACUGGUGAUCAUCCUGGGACUGCUCGGGCAAUUGCUGCUCAGGUUGGUAUCAUUCCAUCAAACAUGGACAUGAUCGCAAAGGACGUUGCGGAUGCGAUGGUCAUGACGGCCGGAGAAUUCGACAAGUUGACCGAAGAUGAAAUCGACAAUCUCCCCACAUUGCCGCUCGUCAUCGCUCGAUGUGCACCGAAUACCAAAGUUCGCAUGAUCGAGGCAUUGCAUCGUCGCGGUCGCUACGUCGCCAUGACAGGUGACGGAGUCAACGACUCGCCAUCGCUCAAGAGAGCCGAUGUUGGUAUCGCAAUGGGUCAGAAUGGAUCUGACGUUGCCAAGGAUGCUUCGGAGCUUGUCUUGACUGAUGACAACUUUGCUUCCAUCAUUAAUGGAAUUGAAGAAGGACGCCGAAUCUUCGACAACAUUCAGAAAUUUGUGCUACACUUGCUGGCUGAAAAUGUCGCAUUAGCACUGACUCUGCUCAUCGGCCUUGCAUUCAAGGAUGACAGUAAUCAAUCUGUCUUCCCUAUCUCCCCUGUUGAAAUCAUCUGGAUCAUCAUGAUUACCUCCGGUCUGCCUGAUAUGGGUCUCGGAAUGGAGGCAGCGGCACCGGAGGUGAUGGAUCGACCACCCCAAAGCAAACAAGGUAUCUUCACCUGGGAAAUCAUCGUCGACACCCUUGUCUAUGGCGUUUGGAUGGCAGCCCUCUGUCUAUCAGCCUUCGCCCUCGUCAUGUUCCGCUGGGGCGAUGGUAACCUCGCAAUGGGUUGUAACACACAAUACAACGACCCAAACAAGCCCUACACCUGUGACACUGUCUUCCGCGCCCGUGCAACGACAUUCACCUGCAUGACCUGGUUCGCCCUCUUCCUCGCAUGGGAGAUGAUGAACCUGCGCCGCAGUUUCUUCCGGAUGAAGCCCGAUUCCAAGCGCUACUUUACCCAAUGGAUGCACGAUAUUUGGAACAACCAGUUCCUCUUCUGGGGAAUCAUGGCUGGCUUUGUACUUGCCUUCCCUAUCAUCUACAUCCCAGUCAUCAAUCACAGUGUUUUCAAGCACUCGGCCAUCUCGUGGGAAUGGGGUAUCGUGUUUGUUGAAACCGUGCUUUUCUUCGCUGGAAUUGAGUUCUGGAAGUGGUGCAAGCGUGCUUAUUUCCGCCGUCAGGAGUUCAUGCAAGAGAAGAAGGGUGAUGAUAUUCCGCAUGGGGACCGUCGUGGGCUGAGGGACUUCAGUCGGUAUACCACUAUGGACCGGUCUGAAACGCAGGCUACUGGAGAUGAGAAGGUUGAGAAGUCAAUGGUUUGA